GGUUCUUUGCAGUGGUUGGCUUCACUUCACCAACCGUACAGUCAGUGGUUCUUUUUAACUUCUUUGUUUGCAGUGGUUCAAAGUUGUCGAGACUGUUAAUCAUUGAAUAGCCAUUUGACUCUACAUUUGAUUAAAAUGUCAACCAAGGAAUCCUCAGAAAAAGUAAACAAUCCUCGCUGUUUUUUUGAUGUUUCAAUUGGCGGUAUAUCAGAGGGAAGAAUAUAUUUUGAGCUGUUUGCUGAUGUCUGUCCAAAAACUGCUGAAAAUUUCAGGUCAUUGUGUGUGGGAGAUAAAGGAAAUGGUCAAUCAACUGGAAAACCACUGCAUUUCAAAAACUGCCCUUUCCAUCGAAUCAUGAAAGAUUUCAUGGUUCAAGGUGGUGAUUUCUCAAAUCAUAAUGGGACGGGUGGUGAGUCCAUUUAUGGUGAAAAAUUUGAAGAUGAAAAUUUUCAGCUCAAGCAUGAUCAACCUGGAUUGUUGUCCAUGGCAAAUGCUGGUCCAAACACAAAUGGUUCUCAAUUCUUUAUAACAUGCAAAGCCACAACUCAUCUUGAUGGAAAGCAUGUUGUUUUUGGUAAAGUUAUCAAAGGAAUGCAGAUUGUUCGUAAACUAGAAAAUGUAGAAAAAGAUGGAGAAACACCUAAAAAGGCAUGUGUGAUAGCAGAUUGUGGUGAAAUUCCAGCCGACGAGGAUAUAUUUGCUAUGAAAGAUGAUGGGACUGGAGAUGUUUAUUCUGACUAUCCAGAAGAAUCAAAUAUUGAUUUCAGUAACUUCAAUGAAGUUGCUGACGUAGCAGAAGUAAUAAAAAAAAUUGGAAAUGAGCAAUUUAAGCUGGGAAAUUAUGAAAUAGCUCUGAAAAAAUAUUUAAAAGCUCAGAGAUAUAUGGAUCAAAUUGAUUCUGACGUUUCCUCAACAGAUGAAGAGGAAGAGAAGAAAAAUACGAAUGAAAGUGCAAAUGAAGAAAAUGUUAAACGCCAUAAGUCGAUAGUCAUGCCUUGUUACUUGAACAGUGCUGCGUGUUAUCUCAAAUUAAAGAAUAAUGAAGAAGCUGUGAACAGUUGCAGUGAAGUGAUCGAAAAUUUCGAUGAAAGUAAUGUCAAAGCACUGUUUAGAAGGGGACAAGCUUACACGUCAUUACGAAAUUUUGAUAAAGCCAUGGCUGACCUUCAAAAUGCUGCUAAACUUGCACCAGCUGAUAAAGGCAUACGUAAUGCUCUAGUUAAAGUGAAAAGUCAAAUUAAAGAUCAGAAGGAAAGAGAAAAACAAAUGUAUUCCAAAAUGUUCAGUAAAUCCUAGCGUAAAGUGCCAGGUUUGCUUUCAAAGUUUUUUUUUCGGACUCUUGCUUAUGAUUCUCAUGAAUAGUUGUUUAUCGAAGGUUAUUCGAGAAUCUUUUUUUUGCGCUGAACACUAGAUUACCUGCUUGAAUGUAAUUCUUUGCUUCCUCUUACUAGGCUAUGAAUAUUGAUAUUUGUAUUGCUACAGCUCAAUAGCCGUAAUUUUGGGUACGGUGUGAUUUUUCUGUUAUCAUUUAAAAGCUGUUUGUCUUAAUGCGAAA
This is a messenger RNA of Xenia sp. Carnegie-2017, 1555 nucleotides long. RefSeq names its product peptidyl-prolyl cis-trans isomerase D-like. Gene Ontology annotation, biological process: protein folding; protein peptidyl-prolyl isomerization. The transcript is spliced from 11 exons. NCBI's taxonomy places the organism in Eukaryota, Metazoa, Cnidaria, Anthozoa, Malacalcyonacea, Xeniidae. Gene Ontology annotation, molecular function: peptidyl-prolyl cis-trans isomerase activity; protein binding. The record is from RefSeq and is a predicted model, not a curated record. The coding region runs from base 136 to 1296 and encodes 386 amino acids.